UCAUUACCAUGUCUGAACUGUAACAACUCUCAGAGGAGCAUUGCCCGUCAGACAGCAACUCAGAGAAUAACCAGAGAACAACCAGAUUGAAACAAUGGAGGAUCUUUGUGUGGCAAACACACUCUUUGCCCUCAAUUUAUUCAAGCAUCUGGCAAAAGCAAGUCCCACCCAGAACCUCUUCCUCUCCCCAUGGAGCAUCUCGUCCACCAUGGCCAUGGUCUACAUGGGCUCCAGGGGCAGCACCGAAGACCAGAUGGCCAAGGUGCUUCAGUUUAAUGAAGUGGGAGCCAAUGCAGUUACCCCCAUGACUCCAGAGAACUUUACCAGCUGUGGGUUCAUGCAGCAGAUCCAGAAGGGUACUUAUCCUGAUGCGAUUUUGCAGGCACAAGCUGCAGAUAAAAUCCAUUCAUCCUUCCGCUCUCUCAGCUCUGCAAUCAAUGCAUCCACAGGGGAUUAUUUACUGGAAAGUGUCAAUAAGCUGUUUGGUGAGAAGUCUGCGAGCUUCCGGGAAGAAUAUAUUCGACUCUGUCAGAAAUAUUACUCCUCAGAACCCCAGGCAGUAGACUUCCUAGAAUGUGCAGAAGAAGCUAGAAAAAAGAUUAAUUCCUGGGUCAAGACUCAAACCAAAGGCAAAAUCUCAAACUUGUUACCUGAAGGUUCUGUAGAUGGGGAUACCAGGAUGGUCCUUGUGAAUGCUGUCUACUUCAAAGGAAAGUGGAAAACUCCAUUUGAGAAGAAACUAAAUGGGCUUUAUCCUUUCCGUGUAAACUCGGCUCAGCGCACACCUGUACAGAUGAUGUACUUGCGUGAAAAGCUAAACAUUGGAUACAUAGAAGACCUAAAGGCUCAGAUUCUAGAACUCCCAUAUGCUGGAAAUGUUAGCAUGUUCUUGUUGCUUCCAGAUGAAAUUGCUGAUGUGUCCACUGGCUUGGAGCUGCUGGAAAGUGAAAUAAACUAUGACAAACUCAACAAGUGGACCAGCAAAGACAAAAUGGCUGAAGAUGAUGUUGAGGUAUACAUACCCCAGUUCAAAUUAGAAGAGCAUUAUGAACUCAGAUCCAUUCUGAGAAGCAUGGGCAUGGAGGACGCCUUCAACAAGGGACGGGCCAAUUUCUCAGGGAUGUCGGAGAGGAAUGAUCUGUUUCUUUCUGAAGUGUUCCACCAAGCCAUGGUGGAUGUGAAUGAGGAGGGCACUGAAGCAGCCGCUGGCACAGGAGGUGUUAUGACAGGGAGAACUGGUCAUGGAGGCCCACAGUUUGUGGCAGAUCAUCCUUUUCUUUUCCUUAUUAUGCAUAAAAUAACCAAGUGCAUUUUAUUUUUUGGCAGAUUUUCCUCACCCUAAAACUAAGCAUGCUGCUUCUGCAAAAGAUUUUUGUAGAUGAGCUGUGUGCCUCAGAAUUGCUAUUUCAAAUUGCCAAAAAUUUAGAGAUGUUUUCUACAUAUUUCUGUUCUUCUGAACAACUUCUGCUACCCACUAAAUAAAAACACAGAAAUAAUUAGACAAUUGUCUAUUAUAACAUGACAACCCUAUUAAUCAUUUGGUCUUCUAAAAUGGGAUCAUGCCCAUUUAGAUUUUCCUUACUAUCAGUUUAUUUUUAUAACAUUAACUUUUACUUUGUUAUUUAUUAUUUUAUAUAAUGGUGAGUUUUUAAAUUAUUGUUCACUGCCUAUUUAAUGUAGCUAAUAAAGUUAUAGAAGCAGAUGAUCUGUUAAUUUCCUAUCUAAAAAAUGCCUUUACUUGUUCUGAUAAUGAAGAAUAAAUAGGUAUCCCUCCAUGCUCUUCUAUAAUAAAUAUCUGGAAAAAACAUUAAACAAUAGGCAAAUAUAUGUUAUGUGCAUUUCUAGAAAUACAUACCACAUAUAUAUGUCUGUAUCUUAUAUUCAAUUGCAAGUAUAUAAUAAAUAAACCUGCUUCCAAACAACAA
Molecule: messenger RNA, 1925 nt
Organism: Pan troglodytes (chimpanzee)
Lineage: Eukaryota; Metazoa; Chordata; Mammalia; Primates; Hominidae
Gene: SERPINB2
Product: serpin family B member 2
Exons: 8
Coding region: 95-1342 (415 amino acids)
Biological process (GO): negative regulation of apoptotic process; negative regulation of endopeptidase activity
Molecular function (GO): serine-type endopeptidase inhibitor activity
Source: RefSeq, a predicted model, not a curated record